This is a messenger RNA of Amborella trichopoda, 2460 nucleotides long. Lineage: Eukaryota; Viridiplantae; Streptophyta; Magnoliopsida; Amborellales; Amborellaceae. The record is from RefSeq and is a predicted model, not a curated record.
CUCUUACGAGAAUGGCUCUGAAAAGCGGGAAGUCCGUAGGGACUCAUGACUCAAGCCAAUCUUUGGCUCAGUUUAUUCCCUUUCUCACUGAAGGCCUUUGCAGGAGGUGCGCAGAGAUUUUGUCAGAUCGUAUUCGUCAGUUGGCUUCUGGGAAAUUGGAUCAAGAUUCAUUAUCAAAUGGACAUUUUUGUAAGGAUCAGAGGUACUUAGUUGCAGCUUCUUCAAGUUUGACUUUGUUGGAUAGGAACUCCAAUAGCCAGUCAAAUGGGAACUUUAGGAAAUCAUACAAAAGCUCAACCAACACAUCUGGUUCUAGGGUUCCUACACCCUCAGGAGAAGCCUCUCUUUCCUCCUUAGAAGGUACCAACUAUAGGGACCAUCGGGUUGCUCAUUGGCGAGGAACGAGGCGUAGAAAUGGCAUGUUUCCCAGACAGAGGAAUUUGAUGAAAGCUCAACCAACACAUCUGGAUAGAAGUGGGCAGUCCCAGACAAAGGAAUUUGAUGAAUCACUCAACUCUGAAGUUCAAAACAAGAGUUCAUUGAUGAGAGAUGAGAGAGAGUGGAUUCGAUUUACGCAAGUGGUAAGGAAAAAGGACUAUAUAUCCUUGGAAAGGAUCAAUGGGAAACUGGUUAACAUUGUCAAGGGACUGGAGCUGCACACUUGUGUUUUCAACGCUACUGAACAGAAGACCAUUGUUGAUUAUGUUUACAGCCUUCAAGAGAUGGGGAGGAAAAAUGAACUAAGGGAGCGAACUUAUUCACAACCACGGAAAUGGAUGCGUGGGAAGGGGCGUGUGACCAUGCAAUUUGGUUGCUGCUACAAUUAUGCAGUGGAUAAGAAUGGGAACCCACCAGGCAUCAUUCGUAACGAGGAAGUGGACCCCAUUCCUCCCCUCUUCAAAACAAUGAUCAAAACAAUGGUCAGGUGGCAUGUCCUUCCUACGGAUUGUAUUCCCAACAGCUGCAUCGUUAACAUCUACGAAGAAGGAGAUUGUAUACCACCCCAUAUUGACCACCAUGACUUUGUCCGCCCUUUUUGCACGGUGUCAUUCCUCAGUGAAUGCAACAUAGUUUUUGGUGCUAACCUGAAAAUUGUGGGACCAGGAGAUUUUGCUGGUUCAUUUUCGAUCCCUUUGCCUGUCGGAUCAGUGCUCAUCUUGAAUGGCAACAGUGCUGAUGUGGCCAAGCACUCUGUUCCGGGUGUUCUGGCAAAGAGGAUCUCAAUAACUUUCAGAAAGAUGGAUCCCUGGAAGAUCCCCAACAAUUUUUCCUCUGAUCCGGACCUUUGCAAUAUACAGCCACUUCAUUAGUGGUUACACACGGUCUUCUGUAUCAUUAUUUUAUUGUAACCUAAGCUGACUAGCCUUUGGCCAUAUCUUUGCCAAAGGAGUAGAAAAGGUUGGAACUUGAUUGUGAAGAGGAGGGAGAUUGGGAAAAAUUGAAUAGAAAAGGCAAAAAAACAAGGUUUUGAUGAACCGGGGAAUAUGUACUGUCAUCGUAACAAAGAAAGUGCUAACCAUUAGCCACAAUGAAGGAAAAUAAUUAGUGGCAUUAGGAGAUUGUUUUAUUUCCACUAGUGGCAUUAGGAGAUUGUUUUAUUAGCCACAAUGAAGAAAAAUAAUUAGUGGCAUUAGGAGACUUGGGGUGGGAUGUGACUCUAGAAAUGAGCUCCUGAGAUCUGAAUAAGUUUGUGGAUGAUAGAAGAGCCAAAGUUUUCUUUAAAGGGCGGAGAAAGUGUUGUGGUCCCUCUAUAUUGAUAAGGGGUUUUCUUGUUUUCCAGAAGCUGACAUCUAUUGCAUAUUUGUCUUUAUGAGUUGUGACUGGUGAUUUUUUCUGUGGUAUGAGAAGAGUCGCACUGUCUGCCACUGAUUAGCAUCUCGUGAGGUCUCCAUGGGUCUUUCAAGCGAGAUAAAACUGGAAGGUUUAUUAGAUCUCAUCGGAAAAAAGGGGGCAUGGAAUGGAUGAAUAGACUGCUGUUUAAGCUUCAUGAGCAGUGUACAAAUUCAGGUCAUUGGUGAGAAAACAUACUUUCGGAAAGGUCUAUGGUUGGGAUACACGACAUUAAAAAAGAAUACUCUAUGCUGAGCAUGGUGGCUUCAAGGCCUGAAGUUAGAGGGGCAGAGGUGGUGGAAGAGAGGGGCUGCAAGCUAUUUGAAUCCCUUGCUUCAGAAGGGCAUCAAAGGACAAUGAAAUAGAGGCAUGUCAAAAGCUACAACAUGAGCUCCACUGGUUAUUUUCUUGCAAUAAAAAGAAGAUGGAUUGACUUGGAUUCCAAUAGUAAAGGUGUUUUGUAGUGAUAGUCAUGUAUAUAACUUAUUGGCAUCAUGCACAGAGGAGAUUCUAUCACAUCCAAAAUGUGCUCCACCCAAGCCGAUGUCAAAAUCUUGACAGUGGAAAACCUAAGAAAGGAUUGCAGAAUUUCAAAUCUAUGCUUAUAUGCAAUGGAGUUGUAACCUUAUU